This is a messenger RNA of Trichechus manatus latirostris (Florida manatee), 3894 nucleotides long. RefSeq names its product PEAK1 related, kinase-activating pseudokinase 1 (gene PRAG1). The transcript has 6 exons. Gene Ontology annotation, biological process: protein phosphorylation. Lineage: Eukaryota; Metazoa; Chordata; Mammalia; Sirenia; Trichechidae. Gene Ontology annotation, molecular function: protein kinase activity. The record is from RefSeq and is a predicted model, not a curated record. The coding region runs from base 178 to 3894 and encodes 1238 amino acids.
ACCGCGCGCAGACACUCUGCAAACAAUGCUCCGGGGCGCCCGGCGGGGCCGCGGGCGGCUGGGAGACGGACGGCGAGGCCGCGGGAGCGCAGCCCCGAGGAAGCCACUCUGUGACCAGCAUCUGCCAAGAUCACGCCAGAGAGCCGGACGCAAGAUGAGCCACACUGCCCACUCAAGAUGCACCAGACCAUCGGACUGAACCCUGAGGUCCCGAAAAUGUCUGCCUGCAGUGACUUUGUGGAGCACAUCUGGAAGCCCGGGUCUUGCAAGAACUGUUUCUGCCUGCGGAGUGACCACCAGCUGGUGGCCGGCCGUCCCCAGCCCAGAGCAGACAGCCUGCCCCCUCCGCCCCGCCUGCCCCCCAGGCCUGAGAACUGUCGCCUAGAAGAUGAGGGUGUGAACAGCUUGCCCUACUCCAAGCCCACCAUCGCAGUGAAGCCCACCAUGAUGAGCUCUGAUGCCUCUGACAUGUGGACCGAGGCUGGCAUGAGCGCGGAAGUCUCGCAGCUCAUCUGGAGACGGUCGCCCAGCAAGCUCCCCGUCCCAAAGCAGGACGAUGUACCCAGAGCUUACCUGAGCAGCUUCCGUGGUGCCCAGAAGCCUGGUGGUCCCUCUGUCUCCACAGAUGGCAGCUCUCGGUGCCCCCCUGCAUAUGCCAUGGUGGGCCUGCACAGCCUAGAGACCCGGGGGGAAAGGAACGUGGCCUUCCACUCCGUCAGUUUUCCCAACGACAAGAGUGGGCGAGAGGGUAAACCUACAUUUCCCUACCAAGAGUUGACCUCGACUCAGGAGAGCUUCCGCCAGAAACUGGCCGCCUUUGCGGGGAUGGCAUCUGGCUGUGCCAAGGACCCUGGGCCCUGCUCCUCCUCGCAGCCCCUGAGGGAAUCCCCGCCCUCAGAAGACGACAGCGAUCAAAGGUGCUCGCCGUCGGGGGACAGCGAAGGGGGCGAGUACUGCUCCAUCCUGGACUGCUGCUCUGGGAGCCCGGUUGCCAAGGACGCCUCGCAAGCUGAGGGCUCCAGACGCAGAUAUGGUGGAGGGGACUGCUUGCCGGCCUGCUGGGACCAGACAGUGUGUGCGGGGCCCACUGAGGAGAACAAGCGGGUGUCCGGCUUCCUGAGGGAGUGCUGUGCUCAGAAGCCAGCAGAGCCUCCAUCCCACCUGGGACCCAAGAAGCCAUCCCUUACCUCAGAGGCCGCCAGCUCCUCGGAUGGUAUCUCCUGUGGAAGCCACAGCAGUGGCACCAGCAGCCCCUUUGCCCCCCACCUCGAGAGCGAUUACUGCUCGCUCAUAAAGGAGCCUGAGCCGGAGAAGCCGCCGGAAGCAGGCUGCCACGGGGUGAACUCCAGCAGGUGCCUCGGGCUGCCUGGGGAGCUGCAGCCCCCGGGCCCCUGCAGGGAGGCUGUGCAGCCGGAACCCAUCUAUGCUGAGAGCACCAAGAGGAAGAAGGCCAGCCGGGCACCCUCCAGACCACAGGCCAAGGUGGAGCAGGCAGCGCCUGCUCAGGGCCAGGGCCAGCUACGGACAGGUAACGCUUGGGCUCAGAAAACGGCGUGUGCCUGGGCCCGGGACAGGGAAGGCCCAGAUGUGGCCACCCAGGUGGCGGCCACCAUCACCGUCAUGGCGGCCCACCCGGAAGAGGACCACCGGACAAUCUACCUGAGCAGCCCCGACUCCGCAGUGGGCCUGCAGUGGCCCCGCAGGCCCGUGAGCCAGGACUCUGAGGCAGGUGAAGAGGAGGUGUCAGCUGGGCAGGGCCUGAGCUCCAGGGAGAGCCAUCGUCACAACAUGGGGGAGAAUGCGCCCAAGGGGAGGCCCGCCAUCCCCCCCAAGCUGUCCAAGAGUAGCCCUGGUGGGUCCCCUGUGUCGCCAUCCGCCUCCCCGCUGGCCGACUUCGGUGAGGGCAGCUCCGGCAGUGGCACUGGGCCCCAGCCUUCAUCCCGAGGCCCCACCGACCCCGCUUCUUCCUGCCAGACAAACGGUGUCACCGCCAGCGACGCUGUCAGGUGCCCGCCCCCCACCUCCACCUCCACCUCCACCUCCACCUCCACCUCGGCCACAGCCUCGGACCAGAGGCGGCCCAGGUACCAGACUGGCGCCUGGAGCCGUCAGUGCCGCAUAGAGGAAGAGGAGGAGGUGGAACAGGAAUUGCUGGGCCAAGGCUGGGGCAGAGAAAUGGAAAACGGCAACGCGGACGCCUCCCACUCCUCCACCUGGCACCGCCUCCGCCCAACAGACGGCUCCUCCGGCCAGAGCAGCAAGGCUGGCUCCGGCAUGAGCAAAUCGGCCUCUUUUGCCUUUGAGUUCCCCAAGGACAGAAGUGGGAUUGAGGCAUUUUCACCUCCGCCCCCGCCUCCAAAGUCGAGGCACCUUUUAAAAAUGAACAAGAGCAGCUCUGAUUUGGAAAAAGUGAGCCAGGGCUCAGCAGAGAGCCUCAGCCCAUCCUUCAGGGGCGUCCACGUCAGCUUUACCACCGGAUCCACAGACAGCCUGGCCUCGGACUCCAGGACCUGCAGUGAUGGAGGCCCGUCAUAUGAGCCAGCCCACUCGCCCACCAACAGUGGGAAGAAGCUCUUUGCACCGGUUCCGUUCCCGUCGGGCUCCCCUGAGGAUGUGUCCCCCAGUAGUCCCCUGCAGCCUCCUCCGCUCCCCCAGAAAAAGAUCGUGAGCCGGGCAGCCUCCUCCCCAGAUAGCUUCUUCUGGACUCAAGGCUCCCCCAAACCAAGAGCCGCAAGCCCCAAGCUGAAUGUCAGCCACUCUGAAACCAGCGUCUGCAUCCACGAGGACUCUCCCUUCAGCUACUCCUUGAGCGCUGGGAACCGCCACCACCACGUCUUCUCCGCUUCUGAGCCCCUGGAGAAAACUUGCAAAGGCAACAGCCACUGGGCCCCUGCAGCAGGGCUGGCCGGCAGCAAGAGCGGCCGCGGGAGCCCCAGCCUCCAGGGCAAAGGGGCGCCCUCAGCCUCAUCCUCCCAGCUGAGUGUGUCCAGCCAGGCCUCCACCGCCAGCUCCCAGCUGCACAGCCUCCUGAGCAGCAUCAGCAGCAAGGAGGGCACCUACGCCAAGAUGGGGGGCCUCUUCACCCAGUCCCUGCUCCGCCUCGUAGCCAAGUGUGAGGACCUCUUCAUGGGCGGCCAGAAAAAGGAGCUUCACUUCAACGAGAACAACUGGUCGCUCUUCAAACUGACCUGUAACAAGCCCUGCUGCGACUCGGGGGAUGCCAUUUAUUACUGUGCCACCUGCUCCGAGGACGCUGGCAGCACCUAUGCUGUGAAGGUAGUGCCAGGGGACAAGCACUUGCCCCGGCUCAUCAUCAGCAACUUCCUGAAGGCCAAGCAGAAGCCAGGCGGCACGGCCAACCUGCAGCAGAAGAAGAGCCAAGCCCGGCUGGCGCCCGAGAUUGUGUCCGCCUCCCAGUACCGCAAGUUUGAUGAGUUCCAGACGGGCAUCCUCAUCUACGAGCUGCUCCACCAGCCCAACCCGUUUGAGGUGCGGGCUCAGCUACGGGAACAGGACUACCGGCAGGAAGACCUGCCCCCGCUGCCCGCCCUGUCCCUCUACUCGCCCGGCCUGCAGCAGCUCGCCCACCUGCUGCUGGAGGCCGACCCCAUCAAGCGCAUCCGCAUCGGCGAGGCCAAGCGGGUGCUGCAGUGCUUGCUGUGGGGGCCACGGCGGGAGCUGGUGGAGCAGCCGGGCUCCCCGGAGGAGGUGCUGCGCGGCACCCUGCAGAACUGGAUCGACAUGAAGCGGGCUCUGAUGAUGAUGAAGUUUGCGGAGAAGGCGGUGGACCGCAGGAGGGGGGUGGAGCUGGAAGACUGGCUCUGCUGCCAGUACCUGGCGUCUGCAGAGCCCGGAGCCCUCUUACAGACGCUGAAGCUCCUGCAGCUUCUGUGA